Molecule: messenger RNA, 821 nt
Organism: Dermacentor albipictus
Lineage: Eukaryota; Metazoa; Arthropoda; Arachnida; Ixodida; Ixodidae
Source: RefSeq, a predicted model, not a curated record
CGCUUAUUCCGGGAAGUAGCUCCUAAGGCGGUACAGCUCACUAGGUAUUUGUUGUAUUGGAAGCAGAACUGCGCUUCAGUACACCGGUGAAACUGACUACAAUAAUAAAAUGAAAAGAAAUGUUUCAUUCAUGAAGUUCCUCUCGAUGGCCUUGCUAAGCUUAAUUAAUGAAGUGCUUCUUGCAUCAGUUAAUCUAGAAGAUGAGGCAAAGUCUUACUUUGACAAGCUGAACAAAAGCGAACACGGAGGCAUUGUGCACUGGAGUCUGGAUUCAGGAAGCAAAAUAUGGAUCAACGGAAAACUAAAGUCCCCGAUGAAGACAUCCGUCUACUGGAUCCAUUAUGAACGUUACCCCGAGUACCUAGAUGUGCGGUUGAAAUCUUGCACUGGAUCUUUUGUGUGGACUGUAACAGAUAGCAUAAUAAGUCCCUUUCCAAUCAUGGCGCAUGUUGCCGUACCUGUUAAAGUGACAGGGCUAACACCAAGGAUGGUACAAUUUGAUCUGAACAAUUUGAGAAGCACGGUACAGAAGAUAGAAAAGUGGAAUCACCAAACAUCAACACUCGGCCGGGCAAACCUGCUAAGGACAUGCACGUUCAUAGCCAAGGUGGGUUUCCACGGUUAUAUGCAAUAUUCGGACAAGCUACCAGACGAAACCUUCGAAACGCCACAUGCAGUAGGUGUUGGAGUACUCGAGGACAAAGAGAAAGGACUCGAGAGCCACGACGACGGCGAAACAUUGACAUAUAAUGUUACAGGAAUCUAUCAAGAGAGCAUCUACUGUUUUGAGGCCAACAGUAAUAAAUGAAGCUUCCAUAUUU